This is a messenger RNA of Erpetoichthys calabaricus (reedfish), 454 nucleotides long. RefSeq names its product histone H2B 8-like. Gene Ontology annotation, molecular function: protein heterodimerization activity; DNA binding; structural constituent of chromatin. The record is from RefSeq and is a predicted model, not a curated record. NCBI's taxonomy places the organism in Eukaryota, Metazoa, Chordata, Cladistia, Polypteriformes, Polypteridae. The coding region runs from base 41 to 418 and encodes 125 amino acids. Gene Ontology annotation, cellular component: nucleosome. The transcript has a single exon.
CGAUAUUUAGUUUUACGUUGAUCCGAAAUAGUACUCAAUUAUGCCUGAACCAAAAGCUGCCCCUGCGCCAAAGAAGGGCUCUAAGAAAGCCGUUUCUAAGAGCCAAGCCAAGGGUGGGAAGAAACGCAGAAAGACCAGGAAAGAAAGUUAUUCCAUCUACGUCUACAAGGUGCUGAAACAAGUUCACCCCGAUACAGGUAUUUCUUCUAAAGCGAUGGGAAUCAUGAACUCGUUUGUGAAUGAUAUCUUUGAGCGCAUCGCCGGGGAGGCUUCUCGUCUAGCGCACUACAACAAGCGCUCCACCAUUUCUUCUCGGGAGAUCCAGACUGCUGUGAGGCUUCUGCUACCGGGAGAGCUUGCCAAGCACGCGGUGUCCGAGGGCACCAAGGCAGUUACCAAGUAUACCAGUUCUAAGUAAACGACUUCUAUUUGACACCAACGGCUCUUUUCAGAG